Molecule: messenger RNA, 661 nt
Organism: Dendrobium catenatum
Lineage: Eukaryota; Viridiplantae; Streptophyta; Magnoliopsida; Asparagales; Orchidaceae
Product: EPIDERMAL PATTERNING FACTOR-like protein 9
Exons: 3
Coding region: 105-431 (108 amino acids)
Biological process (GO): positive regulation of stomatal complex development
Source: RefSeq, a predicted model, not a curated record
CCCCUCCCACAACCCCUACCUCUAUAUUUUGCCUCCAUACUUUCCUCCCACAUCCCUACACUCAUUCCCAUCUUUUUCUCCAUUAUACCACUUAAACAACAGCUAUGAAACCCCUCUUCAUCUUCCUCUCCUUCCUCAUUCUCUACCUCUUCUUCUCCUUUACUCUCUUAGAAGCCUCACAACACCAAGCUCUUGCUGUGGAUGCGCUUCAACUUCAACCAGAGGAUACAAGAAGAGAAAGGAGUAGUUGGGAACUGAAGGAGAAGAGCAGUGGUGGUGCAAGAAGGCUUCUGAUAGGUUCCAUAGCUCCACACUGUACUUACAAUGAGUGCAGAGGCUGCAGGUUCAAAUGCCAGGCAGAGCAGGUGCCCGUCGACGCGAAUGAUCCCAUGAACACUUCUUACAGGUACCUCUGUGUCUGCCAUAGGUGAGCUUAACAAGGUUCAUGAAAGAAAGUAGAGUGGAAGAGAGAUAAAGGAAAGUUAAGAGAGAGAGUAGUGAGUUUUUGAGAGAGAGAAAGAGGGAGAUGUUCGUAAUUUAAUGAGAGUGAUUAAGUUGUAGUUUUGCACUGAUGUUUUGUUAGAUUGUUUAGUUGUUUGAGAAGGUUUUGCAAUCAUAUAAACAUAUAUGGUUUUUCAAAAUUAUAUAUGUUCUUGUUUCC